AUGCAGCAGCAGCAACAACAUGACCAGCAUCCCUUCUCGUACAUCUUGGUUGGUCGCCGCAGCUUCUAUCUCCUCAGCCUCACGGACAUACUCCAGCUGAGAGCCACCUGCACAUGGCUCAGAGAUCUCUUCGGAGCGGCCCAGCUGCGAGAUCGGCUCCGCCACUCUGUCGGCUCACAGGCGGGGCUGCGGCGGCUGGUCAACGGGCAGCAAGUGCAGCUGGUGCGGUUCGACGAUGAGCAGUUCGAGGUGUGUGACCUGCUGGCGGCUGUGUGUGUGAUGGAGGAGGGGAGCUGGGUGGAGAUCGGCGUGGUCAUUGAGCUGGCGGGGCAGUGCGGCUACUGUAAGCUGCCUGUCAUCCUCACAGCUGAUGACAUCAACGCACACGCCAGCAAGACGGUAAGGCACACACACAGGGGCGGGGGGAGGGAGGUGCACUCAUUCCUCUCUCUCUCUCGCUCUCUGUCUGUCUGUCUGUCUGUCUGUCUGUCUGUCUGUGUGUGUGUGGUGUAGGCGUAUAGCUCAGUAGCUCGUGUGUUGGCGCAGCUCAUGGUGGUCGGCCGCCAUGUGGACUUCCGCGACGGCAGCUGCCUGCAGAUCUUCCGUUAUGGCGAUAGUGAGAUGAGGGCCAUCGAGGACGACCCCGUCUUUCAGCUGACUAUCAACCCGCCCCUCCCUGCCCACCAUCUGUAUCAGCAGCACCGACUAGAGCAUGACCCACCAGUGCACAGCCGCAUCUACUACUUGGGCGGAUGGCAGUCGUUGGGUCUCCCGUACACCGAUGCGUCACUGUCGUCCUUCGUCAAGCGUGUGAUCCUCCGCCACUUCUUCAAGACUCACCAGAUCAAUAGCACAUCGAUAUCACUCAGCAGGUAACACCACGUCAAUGGCACCAGUGGCGAGAGGGGUGCGCCUUCGAUUGUGUGUGUGUGUGUGUGUGUGGUUGGUUCAGGCGUGUUGGUGGGGGCCGUCUAGAUGGCCUCCUCGCCCAGUCGCCCCACACACCAGUGGCCGGAUGCACCACCACAAUGAGCUGGGACGGUGACAUGCGGCGGCUGGUGGUCACCGACGGCACACACGACUUCGUCGCAUGGAUUUACGUGUGGAGACCAUCGCGAGGUGCCUCAGGUCAGUCAGGUCGGCAGACGGUGAGCUCAGCCUUAGCCGCUAAGUUAGAUGUUGCUGACGUCCUCUCUGUGGUUGUGUUGUUUGCCUGCAGCGUGGGUUGACGUCUGGACGACCGAGGCGCCCGUAGUGUGUGCGAGCAGUGCCUUUAAGGACCGCUUCCCCGUGACCACUCAGCUGGCCCGUAUGGCGUUGGGGCCAGUGGCGCCAUACGUCUUCGACGGACAAGUAGAAUGAUGAUGACGUGACGACGGUAGGGACACGGGCAAACACAAGCAGGCGCCGGAUGGACCGCACGAGGUGGCUUGUGUUGUGUGUGGUUGUGUGUUAUCUGUCGUGGUAGCUUCCGACGAUGGCAGCGAUGAUGAGGGCAGUGCAGGUCUCUAGGAGGGAGGGAAGGCACACAGCACAUAAGUGUGUCCCUCCCUGUGCACUCGACAGGUGAUGCUGUCUGAUUGA
Molecule: messenger RNA, 1584 nt
Organism: Vitrella brassicaformis
Lineage: Eukaryota; Vitrellaceae
Source: the annotation of a GenBank genome assembly